GAAUAGACCAUACACCUGUACCACAGAUUGGCAUCUCAAGCAUUAGAAGUGCUAUCCAGGGGUAUCAAGAUUAUUGUCAAAGCAGAAGACAGCAAAAAAAAGGAUAGAUUUGUCAGGAAUACCCCCUACCACUUUUUAACAUCGCAGUAUAAUAUUCUCGUCCCACCAUGCUUACACUUUUUUUGACGGAACACCAUGCUUACACUAAUUAAUAAACCUCCUAGUUACUCAUCUUACUUACAGCUAAACAAUACACUCUACAAUACAUAAUCGUCUAUUUACCAUUUAGACAUAAUACAAGGCAGGGGGUGGGGGAGAGGGGGGGAGACUCACCCAAACACUAAGCUUAAAUGUUUGAAGGGAAAAAGUGUACAUAAAGAGGGUGGGAAAGUUUAUAGCUGAAAACAAAGAACAUAAUGCAUCAGUCUGGGAGAUAAGUCAAAAGGCAACCCCCUUUUCGGUAGGGGCACCUAUUUGUUAGGCUCUAGGUAUAGGGAAUAAGUGAGUGCGAUUACAUCAGAUUUUAUUCACCUACGUGGAAUGGUAGCGAGCACUUCUUCUAUUGGUGUAGGCCCGGAGGGUGGAUAGCCCUAAAUAUUACAAGUGACGGCAAUCCAUAUCAUUGUUUGCAGUUUAAAGAUACCAUGGCGUACAGAAGUAAUAGUUUCGGUCGUCACGACUGGCUCAGCAUCUAGGACUGAGAGUAUAUAUAGAGCACAGGCCUGCACCGCUCACUUCACCCAAGUGCACACUUCGAGGCCAAGUAGCUCCUCUUGAGCAAUAGUACUCAAUCUCCUCGACACCACCAAUUGUAGGUAACCAUGUCAAGGGAUCCACUUGUUGUAGGCAAUGUAGUUGGAGAUAUCUUGGACCCAUUUAUCAAAUCAGCAUCACUCAAAGUCUUAUACAACAAUAGGGAGCUGACUAAUGGAUCUGAGCUCAAGCCUUCACAAGUAGUCAAUGAGCCACGGAUCGAGAUUGCUGGGCGUGACAUGAGAAACCUUUACACUUUGGUAAUGGUGGAUCCUGACUCACCAAGUCCAAGCAAUCCAACCAAAAGAGAAUACCUUCAUUGGUUAGUGACAGACAUUCCGGAAUCAACAGAUGCAAGCUAUGGAAACGAGAUAGUCAGCUACGAAAGCCCAAAGCCAACAGCAGGAAUACAUCGCUUUGUCUUUGUGAUUUUCCGCCAAUCUGUCCAGCAGACCAUUUAUGCACCAGGAUGGAGACCAAAUUUCAACUCAAGGGACUUCUCAGCACUUUACAGUCUAGGCCCACCUGUGGCUGCAGUAUUCUUCAACUGCCAAAGGGAGACCGGAUGCGGUGGCAGACGAUACAUCAGAUGACAACUGGGAUAACUGCAUUCCAACACUGCAAAAAUGAGGGUGAAUUGAGUGAUGAUGCAUAAGGCCAAGCGCUCCAGGUGGGCGUUGUGUAUGGCGCAGCGUAAUGUAGUUUAAUUCCUAGAUUACUUUAUCUCAUGUACAGGCACUGACUAUGGUGUCCCAAAAUACCAUGUAACAAAUCUCAGCCACUGCUCCAUCUCUUCUUCCUUGAUGAGGAAAGCUUAAAGUUGAUGUAUUAGGACAAUGAGAGUAAAGAUCUCUCAUGUUUCCUAAAAACUAUUAGAUUUGACGCCAAUAAAUGAUAAAUUGCAGAUUGCCUGUGCAAGAAAGGCAGUGCAGUGAAAACUGUAAGGUCCCGCAGCCACAGUUUACUGGUGUCAUAGUGCUAGGAGUCUUUUCAUCACCUGACCUCCAAUGAUUAAUCCAAUGAGGAUUUAUGCUGAUGACCUCACUGAGAAUCAGAAUUCAGAACCCUCUCCCCAUCCACCAGUCAUGCUCUCAGAUUCCACCAACACCAGCAAAGCAAAUCUGCGUAGAAGCGGGUCAUUAAAGGUGUAAAUCCAAAUAGCCCUGACAUGUUAGUGCAGUCCUGGUCAGAUUAUGCUCCAGAACUGAUCAAGAAAACCAAAUUAGUGUGGUCACUUUUCCUGCCUGCCUUUGGUAGACAGGCUUAGCAACAGCAGGAAGGGAAUCAGGUACCUCAAUGACAACAGAGAAUAUGACCAUCUGAACAGCUAAAGCCUGGCUUUGAAUGAAGUGGUACACAAAACGCAUCUGCUUUUGCCAUGACAUGGUAAGAUAAAGGUGAGCUAUCUGUUUCCAAUUUUCAAGGUGCAUCCAUAUUGUGGCUGCUUCUCUGUUAUACCAGAACUGGCAUCACACUUCUCACAGCAUAGGCACACACUGCUUGUCAGAGCCGGUCAGUGGCAGUGCCGGUCUGGCGGAGCUACAUCCCGGCAAGCCUGGGCAGCUACCCGGGCUCAGCUGGUGAACCCCACUGAAACGGUACAAGAGAGCAAGGACUCAACAAGGAGCUCGCACAGGAAAACACUGAAAAACGCAAUUCCAACUAUACAUUGCCUAGGCUCUGAUAACGGGCUGGCUCUGCCACUGGUCUAGGACCAUAGAUCCCGUCGCAGCACCUGUCGUGGGAGCUGACUCAACCUCACCGACAAUGUGCUGAUACCAACCCAUGGCAGGUUCCAUGAUGGCGCCACCCACUGCUCCAGCAUUUUGUCGAACACCAUCCAUUCACCUCUGCACCAGUGCUUAACAGCCUGCGAGAACAGGCUGCGCAGAAAGCGGCUAUACCACAUGAGGAGGCCAGGGCAUAUGGACCGUGCUGCAAGUCCUCCACACCUUCCUCUUUGGUGCCACAGUUGUCGCAGCAUCCACGAUGAUGACACGCCAUGCCAUGGUGUGAACGGCCCUCACUCUUGCAUUUCAUUGAGCACCUUUCCUGGCUUAACAGUCUGCAAGGGCAGCGAGGUGCACAGAGAAAUGGCUUACCCCAGAUGAGGAGGUGAUGAAGAACCUAUCGCAUUUGCUGCAUGUCAAUCAUGUCUUUGGUGCACACUCUUCUUGCCUUCAUUAUUGCAUGCUUGUAGAACAACCUCCAUGGCGGGCAUGUCCUGUGACCAGCUAGAAAUGUAUUCGAACACAAUGCACAAAAAACCUUAAUAAAGGGACUGAAAGAAAACACGACCUAACCAGUUAAUCGGUGCUUACGGAGUGAAACUGCAGAAGUGCUAGCUUUCAUUUGUUCAGUCCUUAUGAUCAAAAUUGCUAAGACAAAGCCUCUUUGAUUCUCAUCAAAAACAUAGAAAUAAGAAAAUUAAGAAUUGCAAUGUCAUGUAAUCUUGAAUCUCCGCAAGAAACCAUGUCUGAUCGCCCCAUAGAAAAAGCAUUGAAAGCAUUCCUAGAAAUUUAAGUAAAUGAUUUUUCCUUUGAAAUUUAGUACAGAAACCCUGUAGAAAAAUUUCCUAUGGAAUACAACAGUACAAAGCAUAGCAGGUUAUACAU
Molecule: messenger RNA, 3368 nt
Organism: Triticum urartu
Lineage: Eukaryota; Viridiplantae; Streptophyta; Magnoliopsida; Poales; Poaceae
Product: protein FLOWERING LOCUS T-like
Source: RefSeq, a predicted model, not a curated record